CGACCGUCAAUCACUGGUUGUUAGUUACUUUCAUUGCGUCAAUAUUUACUUCUUCGCAUGGUAUGUUUAGUUACAUUCACACAUAUACUUACACUUGAACUUAAAACGUAAAAUAGUGUUGAAACGUCUCUUUCCUUUAACGCUGUGCUUUUAUUGUGAAGAUCAGUCAGCGCGGAAGUUCCCCGCAGGCUCAAGUCAAACAGCUAAUGGCUAGCAGCUAGCUCAAUCCGUGAAAUAAAGCAAUAAUCGAGAAUCGAACGGAACCGCCGCCUUUCUUUCAUGAUUCCGACCAACUGAAGACGUUCGAGGAAGUUGUUGGCUCUCUCGAGCCGUCUCCAUGGCGACGGAAGACUUGUACGAGGUGGAGAGGAUCGUGGAUAAGAGAAAGAACAGGAAGGGGAGGGUUGAGUACCUUGUCAGGUGGCGAGGUUAUGGCUCAGAGGGUGACACGUGGGAGCCCGAGAGUCACCUGUCCACGUGCAUGGUGUACGUGCAUGAAUUUAAUCGCCAGCAGGUACAGUGCCAGAGAGACGGCACCUUGCUGCGCUCCACCCGCAGCUACCUGUGUAGUUCGGCCCGCAGACCUCCCUGCGGCCCGCCGCCAGACCUCACCCAACUUCUGAACACUGGCCUAGAUCAAAGCCUGGAGGGUCGGCCCGCCACAGUACUAAACAACCUGUCGCAGUCAUCGGCGAGUCCGAUGUCAGCAGCCCCGGUUGGUCCGGCCCGCCGCAGCCUGGACUUAGCCAAAAGUGGGAUUAAGAUCCUGGUCCCCAAAAGCCCCAUGAACAGCCACUUUGACUCAGAGGAGUCCCCCAGUGAGGCGGCUCAUAGUCUGGACGCCGGAGCACGAGAUGCCCACACCGUCCCCCCAGAGGUUGCCCUUGAGCAACCGGCAGGGGUUCAACUGGGCCCGGGGGAGGAACGUGCCCGCAUGGGGAUCAGGUCACGCUGCCAUAACACUCUGCCCCCGCCGCGCCUGCCCAUCACGCCUGCCGGCAUGCGCUCCCUUAGCGGGACAGGCACUUCCGGAAUGAUGGAGGCCGUUGCCGUCAGCAGGAUGUCUGGGCUGCAGAGCGCGGUCACUGUGGCAAAGCGCCGUCUGGAGGAACGUGCUUUUGACAAGCGUUUGCGUUUCAGCGUGCGGCAGACAGAGAGCGCUUACCGCUACCGCGACAUUGUGGUCAAGAAACAAGAUGGCUUCACGCACAUCCUGUUGUCCACCAAGAGCUCGGAGAACAAUGCCCUCAAUCCUGAGGUGAUGAAAGAAAUCCAGAGCGCAAUGGCGACGGCGGCAUCAGAUGACAGUAAGCUGGUGUUACUGGGCGCCAUUGGCAGCAUCUUCUGCUGCGGCCUGGACUUCUUGCACUUUAUUAAAUGCCUGACAGAGGACAGGAAGAAGGAGAGCAUUAAAAUGGCUGAAACUAUAAGGACAUUCGUCAACACUUUCAUCCAGUUCAGGAAGCCCAUUGUGGCCGCUAUCAAUGGGCCGGCGGUUGGCCUCGGUGCUGCAAUCUUGCCGCUUUGUGAUGUAGUAUGGGCCAACGAGAAGGCGUGGUUCCAGACGCCGUACACGUCUUACGGACAGACCCCUGACGCCUGCUCUUCAUUCACCUUCCCCCGCAUCAUGGGCCCACUCUCGGCUAAUGAGCUGCUCCUGAGCGGCAGGAAGUUGACAGCUCAGGAGGCUUGUUCUAAAGGAUUGGUAUCGCAGGUUCUCUGGCCGGGAACCUUCACGCAGGAAGUGAUGCUGAGAAUCAAAGAGCUGGUGACAGUCGACUCUCUUGUUCUGCGAGAGUCCAAAGCCUUGAUGAGGAACACCAGCCGCAGUGCUCUGGAGCAAACCAAUGAGCGUGAGUGCGAGGCCUUGAAGAGAAUUUGGGGCUCAUCACAGGGAACUGACGCCAUCUUGCAGCACCUGCAAAGAAAGUCUGAGCUCUUCUAGGACCUGGAUUUCAUUGUACCAGUACACUAUGUGAUGUCGGUGGCUGUGGACCCAUAAACUGCAGAAAUGAUUUGCUAAAAAAACUAGCUCAUUAGCA
Doryrhamphus excisus (bluestripe pipefish) is the source of this 2042-nucleotide messenger RNA. RefSeq names its product chromodomain protein, Y-like (gene cdyl). The record is from RefSeq and is a predicted model, not a curated record. Gene Ontology annotation, cellular component: nucleus. Lineage: Eukaryota; Metazoa; Chordata; Actinopteri; Syngnathiformes; Syngnathidae. Gene Ontology annotation, molecular function: transcription corepressor activity.